GCUUAGUGCUCAAGGCUUUGGAUUGAAUCUACUAUGUCCUCACAGAUCAUAUCGAGAUUAGGACCCAACAGUCUUGAACGUCAUUGAACUUUGAUCUCCUUUUUUUUUCGAACAACGAACUUUGAUGUCCACACUUUAAUAUUCAGUCGAUGAAAUGAAAGUCAAUACUUCUGCUUCUAGGAAAUAAAGUCAAAAAGAAAAAUAUAUUUUCUGUUUUUAGCUACAUUUUAAAAAGCUAGACAUAAUUCUCCAAUUCGAAAAAUAACCUGUCAAUCAGGCAAAUACGAACAUUUUUACCUUCCGACAAGCACACAGCUCCCGACAGUACCUAUAAAAAAGAAAUCGCAUAUCUCUCUCGACAUCAACAGCUCUGUUAUAUCCACGUCAUCACGAACUCCGAGUCUAGUCUUAAAUUCACCUCUUUCUCUCUCUUCAGACACCACCACCUUUGUCUACUCCCUUCGUCGAAUCUCACACCGCCAAAUUUCUUCUUCUUCCUCUUCUUUCAGAAAUCUAAAGAUCCCGUGAACCAAAUAAUCAAAUCUCCAAACAAUCCGACACCGUUUUCGAUAUCAUCUUCCUCCGUAGAUCUAGCGAAGAAAAUCUCCCAACGUUAUGCAGAUUUUGGGGGAGAUGGCGCCGAGUAUUCGAAAAGCGAUCGGAGCGGUUAAGGACCAGACGAGCAUCGGGAUCGCGAAAGUAUCGAGCAACACGGCUCCAGACCUCGAAGUAGCCAUCGUGAAAGCCACUAGCCACGACGACGAUCCCGCCAGCGAGAAGCACAUCCGCCAGAUCCUAAACCUGACUUCCCUCUCCCGCGGCUACGUCCUCCCCUGCGUCGCCUCCGUUUCGCGGCGUUUGGGGAAAACGCGCGACUGGAUCGUCGCUCUCAAGGCCCUGACGCUGGUCCACCGCCUCCUCGUCGAAGGAGUCCCUCUUUUCCAGGAAGAGAUUCUCCUCCACUCCACGAGACGACGACGAGGAGUCACCACCAGGAUGCUCAACAUGUCCCAUUUCCGCGACGAGGCGCAUUCGAGCUCGUGGGACCAUUCGGCUUUCGUUAGGACUUAUGCUUGUUAUUUGGAUCAGAUGCUCGAGUUAGCUUUGUUCGAGAGGAAGAGUGGAAGUAGUGAACAUUUGAGAACUAGAUAGAGUUGUGUUUUAUUGAAACAUAAACUAAGAUAGCUCAAUGAGCUUUAUUGAAAUAUAAAGAACAGAAAGGGAAAGACUUUGGGUUGUCUGCAAGA
Messenger RNA from Brassica napus (rape), 1247 nucleotides. RefSeq names its product putative clathrin assembly protein At2g25430. Gene Ontology annotation, biological process: vesicle budding from membrane; clathrin coat assembly; clathrin-dependent endocytosis. Gene Ontology annotation, molecular function: SNARE binding; 1-phosphatidylinositol binding; phosphatidylinositol-4,5-bisphosphate binding. Gene Ontology annotation, cellular component: clathrin-coated vesicle; clathrin-coated pit. Bases 616 to 1152 code for a protein of 178 amino acids. NCBI's taxonomy places the organism in Eukaryota, Viridiplantae, Streptophyta, Magnoliopsida, Brassicales, Brassicaceae. The transcript has 2 exons. The record is from RefSeq and is a predicted model, not a curated record.